AUGGGGAAUGAUUGUUCAAGUGCAUGCAACGUAUGCAAAAAUUCAGAAACUGUUAUUGAUGCCACUUCGUUUCCUAACGAUUUAAAAUAAUAUGAGAACACAAAAAAUUUAGAUUAUACAAAUGUGUCUAAUUAACAAUAAUAACAAUCACUGUAAUAACAGAACUUUAGUUAAUUUUAACAUCAACCCCUCGUGACAGAAGAAAUGCAUUCUCCACAUCCAGAAUAGUUUAGAUCUAAUUCAUAAUUACAAUAAUACUUCUCUUAAGCUGACAAAUAGGAAACAACCAAUUAUCAAAAUGAUCUAAAUGCAUACCCAGAAAGAAGACCACCAUUUACCUUUAAAAGUGGAGCUAUAUAUGAUGGUGAAUGGAGAGGCUAAGUACGAGAGGGUUUUGGACUUUAAAUAUGGCCUGAUGGAGCUAGGUAUGAAGGAUAGUGGAAAGAUAAUAAAGCUUGUGGUUAAGGAAAAUUUUGGCAUGUGGAUGGUGAUAUUUAUGAAGGGGAAUGGAAAGAAGAUAAGGCAAAUGGCUUUGGAGUUUAUAUACAUGUGAAUGGAGCUAAAUAUGAAGGAUAAUGGAAAGACGAUUUAUAAGAUGGAAAUGGAGUUGAAACUUGGGCUGAUGGCUCUAAGUAUGAAGGUAGUUAUAAAGAAGGGAAAAAGCAUGGGUUUGGUAGAUAUAUAUGGAAUGAUGGAUCAUCAUAUGAGGGCAAUUGGAUUGAUAAUAAAAUAUGUGGAAGAGGAAUCUAUUGUUGGACGGAUGGUAGAAAAUAUGAUGGGGAAUGGUUAAAUAACAAUAUGCAUGGUAGAGGAGUCUACACUUGGAGAGAUGGAAGAAGAUAUGAAGGAGAAUAUUAAUAUGAUAAGAAACAUGGUCAAGGAGUAUACAUAUGGGCAGAUGGAAGAAAAUAUGAUGGACAAUGGGCUUAUGGAAAACAAAGUGGGUAGGGAAAGUAUCAUCUUCCUGAUGGAACUAUUCGUCUGGGUUUAUGGGAAGAUGGAAAAAGAGUUAGAUGGCUGGAAGAUGAUGCAUCAGUGAAUAAAAGUAAUCAAUAACGUUACUGA
This is a messenger RNA of Paramecium tetraurelia, 1065 nucleotides long. RefSeq lists its product as uncharacterized. The record is from RefSeq and is a predicted model, not a curated record. Lineage: Eukaryota; Ciliophora; Oligohymenophorea; Peniculida; Parameciidae. The transcript is spliced from 4 exons.